Closterium sp. Yama58-4 is the source of this 532-nucleotide messenger RNA. The record is from the annotation of a GenBank genome assembly. NCBI's taxonomy places the organism in Eukaryota, Viridiplantae, Streptophyta, Zygnematophyceae, Desmidiales, Closteriaceae.
AUGAACCCAUCUCUCCCUUUCCAACUCCCCCCAACCUCCCCUCUUUCCUCCCCACGCUCCCCACCUCCCCCCUCGCCCCCGUGCCACCAGAGCAGCACGCACUACGCUGCAUCACCGGACGACGCCACGUUCCGUCUGAUGGCGUCCACCUAUGCCCAGGCCCACCCCUCCAUGGCUCUCUCCCGUGACUUCCCCGGCGGCAUCACCAACGGUGCCUCCUGGUACCCGUUGUACGGGGGAAUGCAGGACUGGAACUACGUGGAGGCGCGCUGCAUGGAGAUCACACUUGAGCUGCACAUCGCCAAGUGGCCCUCGCCCUUCCUCCUGCCUCAGCUGUGGGAGGAGCACCGACCGGCCCUGCUCGCCCUCCUCACCACCACCGCCAAGAUGGGGGUGCAGGGCACGGUGCUGUCUGCAGCCACGUCAGCGCCCCUGCCCGCCACCAUCGCUGUGCAUGGCAUCGACAUCCAGGUGAUGGCGUCGAAGCGCUUUGGGGAUUUCUACCGCCUGCUGCCGCCAGGCAACUACACAG